CGGUUUCCAGGUGGAAGGCGGUCCCGGUCAGGGUUGGCUUGAUGGGCCUUUCUCUUGGCACGUUUCUCCCGUAAGCCCUUCAUUCGUGCCUCUUCAAACUCCGCAGCACUUCUGGUCACAGCUGACCUCCAAUUAGAGCACUCAAGGGCCAGGGCUUCCCAGCUUUCAGUGUGUAUGCCACAGUUUUUAAGGUUGGCUUUAAGUCCAUCUUUAAAUCUCUUUUCCUGCCCACCAACAUUACGUUUCCUGUUCUUGAGUUUGGAGUAAAGCAACUGCUUUGGGAGACAGUGAUUGGGCAUUCGGACAAUGUGGCCAGUCCAGCUUUUUUUCAGGAUUAUGAUGUGAAAACUAGGAUCAAGACAGAUGUUCUAUAAUAAUAAAGUGAAUCAGUGAAUGGAUCAUAUGGCCCAGACUCCUGUGUCCUUAUAUAAAUGUUGGAAAGCAUUUUUCUCUCUUUAAUAAUACUUUUCAGACAUUGCCCUUAUUAAUCUUCCUAUGAGAACCAGCUUUAACCUUUCCUUCUAUUCCAUUCAGUUUGAGCAUUUGUUCUGUUUGUCACACAGUGCACUGUGAUCUGUUCACUUCAGUGACACAGGAACAUGUUCAUAAAGAGAAACACCUUGUGCUAGUUGCCUACUUUGCUCUGUAUGCAGUUCAAAAACAGCCAUUUUUCCACUUGAAGUAUCAAUUCUUUGACAUUUUGUCAAAAAGCUGACAGGUCUUCUAUUUAAACCCCAGAGCCUUAAACCUGCAAUUGGCCAAGAGGUUGUUUGUGUGUGCCAUGUGUAAAAUCAUAGAAUUGGAAGAGACCACAAAGGCCAUCUAGUUCAGUCUAUCAUUAUUGGUGAACUUUUUGUCAUGCCUUAUGAACACUUUCAUAGAUAAUAAAGUCCAUUCUUAUAUUUCCUUUCUAUCUAGGAGGCUAUUAUAAACACACUCAUUUGGAAGUCAUCUUCCCUAGGAUUUACAUCAAAAUGAAGAAAUAUGCAGCCUGAUUCUCUUGAAGUUCACAUUUACUAAAAAGCAAGAUGCACUAAUAUCGGCUUCCAUAGAGAUCAUUCCUGAUUUAUGGCAACCCUAAUGUGACCUGAUUAUGGCGUUUUCUAGGCGAGAGAGGUGGGACGGGGAGGCGCUGGAGAGGAGAGGCGGCCAAGGCGACGCCGGGAAGCGCUCCUCGGGGACUGACUCCUCGGGAUCUCGUCGCCACCCGUCCCGGGGCUCCAGAAGAGGAAGAAAAGGGAAUAUGAGAUGGCAACCCACAUCCAUCGUUACAAAAAGAGCACAUUUCCUCCACUUCCCCCAGUUAAUUUCAAGACUCAGAUCAAUUCAAACCAAGAAAAAUCUGAAACAGGCAAUAAAGGGAGGACAAGAGACAGCAACAAAGUUUUAAGUGAUGAAGAGAAAGAAGCUCUCAUUAAACAAGCUCUGCAAGAAAAGUAUUCUCUUGAAACCUACAAGAAUCUGUGCAAGCUCAGGAAGAUCCUAUGCGAACGUUACAGAAUUUUGUUGAACGAGAAGGUUCAAAAGCAACGAAUUCAGAUCAAGAUGUCUGAUCUCAAAUUCCAACAAGAGCUUAAACGGAAAACAAAAAAGCAUCAUCCUGGUCAUAAAAUGCCCUUCUGCAAAUUCUCUCAUGAUACAAAAUACCUGGAGUCCAUCCCACAGUCGCGCAAUUAUUUGAUUAUUGGGUUGCAGAAUGAAUUAAGUAAACUCAGAAUCAUAAAGAACCAGCAAGAUUAUGAAGACUUUUGGAAACUAGCCCAGGAGGGCAUUCGUGGCUCUAAUCUCAAAGAAAAGCUUCCAGAUAUAAAAGCAAAAAUGUUUGCUGCGAAGUCUAUGUUUCUCUCAGCAUCAGCAAGAAUUCUCCCACAACAGCAAGUAAAUGGCUCUACAAAUAGCAGAAGACUGAAAAAAAGCUCACUGUCUUCACCGCAGUCUACAGCUACUUGCCAGCCUCCAAUUCAUCAUGAGGGUAAACAGAUGAACACCCAGCAAGAAACUGAGCAAAUGUUUCCCAAGUUGCUGCUCUCUUGGCUUUCUGAAGUGCAGAAGAGGCAUGGGGAGCCAUCCCAAACGCAGCAGGUGGUGACCUCUACAGAUAAUCUUCAUCAGAAUGAAACAUUUGAAAGACGAAGAAAAAAUGCAAAGCAUCUUCACUGUUUGCACCAUAUGUAUAAUUUUUCCCUUCAGAACAUGGUUCUAUCCAAGAGGCUUCUAGAAGAAAAUGGACAAUUUGUCAACAUCACAAAAGAGCAAAGUGUUCAUGAUCUGGUGGAAUAUUUAUUUCCAAGUAAGCAUGAAGGAUCUGAAAUGAAUCCAAACAGGAUGAUUGUACGUGCAAAGCAACAGGAAAUACAUCAUAAGGACUUAUCAAAAAUAUUCAGAUUUACAAAAGAAAACAAGGCAUUGAAGCAAGAGAAAGAGAAAGAUCUUGUUAAAGUAAUGGAAGAUGAUAAAAGUAAUACUACUUCUUUGACCAAACAUGAAAUGAUUCCUAUACCUUUAACCCUGGAUGAUGUUGCACUCUACAACCCUGUUUUGGAAGCCAAGAUGUUGGGCAAUUACUGGAUAAACUAUGCUGACCAAAAGUCCAUCGACAACUAUGAAUAAUCUUAAUUGCAAAUUUGGUCCACUGACAAUACCUUGUGGAUGAUGGUGGUUAUGAGAAUUUCAAGAAAGUAGUCUGAGACAACAGAAGUAUCACUGGAUUAUUAUUUUUUUAAACAAGUACUACAACAAAUAUCUUAGCUUCCCAACACAUUUGGGCACAUCUGGAGGAACUGAUCUGCUCUUAUUGAAUUGUUUGGGUUGUUUAGCCCUGACUAAGCCUUCUGAUUUUUUCCCAUCUUUAUAGACUUCUUAUUUUUAUGUUCCCUGUAAGAGAGCAUAUGAAUCCAGAAGAAAUUUCCGUAUACAUUUCUGAAUAAUUGUGCAAUUAAGCUUGGUGGAAAGAAAAGCAGAAACAGACAACAGACGUAACAUGAAAGUUUUAGGAUCACAAAAACAAAGAGAUUCUCAUGCAUGCUUUUCAAUACUUUUUGCUCUUCUCCUGACACAUUUUUAUAAUCCUUCCUUCUUCACGGGUUUCCUACCCCUUCUAUUAUUACAGUGUGUUUUCAUACAUAUCUUUAAAGAACAAAAUUAAAUUUACCCAAAUUAUAAAUAUUUGACAGCCAGAUAGAUGAAUGGUGGUGGUGGUGGUGGUGGUGGUUGUUGUUGACAUGCAGAGCUUCCAGGAAAUAGUUUUUCCACAAUCAUUGUUAUGAACCUUUCUUAAUUUUUAAAUAGCUUUUGUAGGAGAAACCUUUCCUUAAGGUAAAUAAAAAAACCUGCCCCUAAACCCCCUAGAUGUGUGAAGAUUUGGCAAUAUAUUGCCCUCAGGUAUGUUAAGUACUUUAAAGCAUCCUGCCUAUUUCCUGUCAUUAUGGCCUCACUUUCUCUGUUUUGCUCCCUAGCCUUCCUAUUUCCAUCUCACCUACUUCUUUAGGCUGCCCCUGCUCCAAACAAACAUCUUGUUUCCCCUUUCAUAGUAGCAAGAAGCCAAGUUCAUUUUGUUGCCUUUGGAGCAGAAUGACCCAGGAACAGUGGAAAUAAGUAUGUAACAAACAAAGUGAUCCUCUGCCCUGAUGGUGACAAAAGGCCAUCCCCUUCCUCAAACUUCCGUGUUUCAUAUUAUAUCAGUGGUUCUCAACCUGGGGGUCCCCAGAUGUUUUUGGCUUUCAACACCCAGAAAUCCUAACAGCUGGUAAACUGGCUGGGAUUUCUGGGAGUUGUAGGCCAAAACUAUCUGGGGAUCCCAGGUUGAGAACCACUGUAUUAUAUGAAUGUGGAAUAGUAUUAAUAAUGAGUAUCUAUAAUCUACUUGUUAUUAUGCAUCUUCAAGUCAUUUCUAACUCCAAGGCAACCCCAUCAUGGAGUUUUCAUACUUCAGUCUAUGUGUGAAAUGAAGAACAAAACACCAAAGUUACUAUUACAAGAUGAUGUUUCAAUUCAGUUAUUUGAAAAUUCUCUCUCAUCACUGGAGUGCACAUCUCUCAAACCUAAUUGGAAUUCUUUGAUCAGCAAGCAUGAGUAUAGUUCUUUAAAGCUGCAAUGCUGUUCCUUCUUUCUUCAGUUGUACUGGAAAAGAGACUCACACUAGAGUGGGGGUUGGUAGGCAAGAGUAUGGAGAUAUUAUUUUACAAGGUUUUAUGUGUUGUCAAAGCCUUUUAUGGCUGGUAGCAUUCUCUCUUGAUGUUUUGCCUGCAUCUGUGGCUGGUUUUCUUUUCAUCAGGAAUGAUUUAGUCUCCAAACUACUACUUAAUCAUGAUAUAUUUAUUUGGUAAGCAGAUACAGAAUACUGUAAGAUUAAGCAACAAACAGUUUUCUUUUUUAAAAGGGCCUUUGAACUUAGGAAGAUGCUACUGGCAGGGAAUUCAAAGUGAGCUCAGAAAAUGUAAGCUAUGACACCUAAAACUGAAAUAAGAUUUACUAAAAUAAUCAGAUAUAAUUAUUAUUUCUUUCGAAUGGCUUAAUUUUUUAAAAAAGCCCUGAUGGUUGAAAGAAAAGGCUUAGAAGGGUGUAAAUAACCACUGUUUGGGUAUUAAGGAAGUGAGAAGUGGUGUGUGACACAGAUCAGAGUUGGAAUUACUCUUGUUCUCACCAUCCAAGAAGGACCUGUUGAAAGGCAUAUGUGCCUUGCAUAUUCACAAAUAACCAGCAACAUGAGAAAACCAAUGAAUUCACUGCUUACACUUGGGAAAAACAGUUACUGCAAUAAUCACAUGUCUUAUAGCAAGCCUCCUUGAGAUCACUGAGUAUGCUCGGCAUCUACAUUGUAGAAUUAAUGUAGUUUGACAUCAGUGUAAGUGUGUUGCUUCAAUGCUACAGAAUCAUGUAAGUUGUAGUUUGGUGAGGUGCCAACAUUAUUUAUUAGAGAAGGCUAAAGACUUUGUAAAACUAUAACACCGACAGUUCCAUAGCAUGGAGCCAUAACAUUUAAAGUUGUGUCAAACUUCAUGUACCCUAAGUACCUGAGCAUAUAUUUGGAAUAACAGCAGUUCCUGCAAUUCAUUCAGGCCUUCACAGCUAUCAAUAAUAAUAAUAAUAAUAAUAAUAAUAAUAAUAAUAAUAAUAAUAAUAAUAAUACUUUAUUUAUACCCCGCCACCAUCUCCCCAACGGGGACUCGGGGCGGCUUACAUGGGGCCAUGCCCAGAACAGUACAAUAUAGCAAAAUAUAAAACAACAUAUCACAAUACAAUUAAACAAUACAAUAAAUAAUCAUAUACACUGCAACACAAAAUCUAUAUAUAUAUAUAGAUAUAUAUAGAUUUACAUAUAUAUAUAUAUAUGCGGGCCGCAUGAGACACUUAAUUAAAACUUGGGGUGAGAAAAGGAUAAGAAUAUAAUCACGGAGACCAGGGACAUAAGAUAAAAACAAUCUAGAGGGUAGAUGAUGGGGGAGUAACAAAAGAAGUGUGUAAUAGUUACUCUUCGAAAGCACAUCGGAAAAGCCAGGUUUUUAAAUCUUUCCUGAAGGCUAAAAGAGUGGGGGCUUGCCUAAUUUCGAUGGGCAGUGAGUUCCAUAAACGGGGGGCCACAGCAGAAAAGGCCCUCUCCCUUGUUCCCACCAGGCGGGUCUGGGAUACAGGCAGUGGCGACAGGAGGGCCUCCCCUGAUGAUCGAAGAGAUCGAGCAGGUUUAUGGUAGGAGAUACGGUCAUGAAGGUAGGUUGGUCCCAAACCGUUUAGGGCUUUAUAAAUGAUGGUCUGCACCUUGAAUUGGGAUUGGAAAGUGAACGGCAGCCAGUGGAGCUCCUUAAACAGGGGAGUAGAUCUCUCCCUGUAACUCGCCCCUGUUAUUAAUCUGGCAGCCGAGCGUUGGACCAGUUGUAAUUUCCGAGCCGUCUUCAAGGGAAGCCCCACGUAGAGCGCAUUACAGUAGUCCAGUCUAGAGGUAACUAGGGCAUGGACCACCGUGGUCAAAUCAGACUUCACGAGGUAUGGUCGCAGUUGGCGCACAAGUUUGAGUUGAAUCCAGGAGGACCCCCAAACUGCGGACCUGUGAUUUCAGGGGGAGUGCAACCCCGUCCAGCACAGGUUGCCACCCAAUACCCCGAUCAGACGAGCGACUGACCAGGAGAGCCUCUGUCUUGUCAGGAUUGAUCCUCAGCUUGUUCCUCCUCAUCCAGUCCGCCACAGCGGCCAGGCACUGGUUCAGCAUCCGAGGGGCUUCCUUGGAUUCAGAUGGAAACGAGUAGUGGAUUUGCGUGUCAUCUGCGUAGAGAUGGCAACGCCCUCCAAAACUCCGGAUGACCUCUCCCAGCGGUUUCAUGUAGAUGUUAAAUAGCAUGGGGGAUAGGAUAGACCCUUGCGGGACCCCACAGGUCAAUGGCCAGGGGUCCGAGCAGGUAUCCCCCAGCUUCACCAUCUGGGAACGGCCCUCCAGGAAGGACUGGAGCCACUGCAGAACCGUGCCACCGAGCCCCAUCCCAGAGAUCCUCCCCAGAAGGAUACCAUGGUCGAUGGUAUCGAAAGCCGCUGAGAUGUCCAGGAGAACCAGCAGGGUCACACUCCCCCUGUCCAGCUCCCUGCGGAGGUCAUCCACCAAGGCGACCAAAGCCGUCUCAGUACUGUGCCCAGGCCUGAAACCAGACUGUGAGUGGUCCAGAAAAUCAGUGUCAUCGAGGAACUCCUGGAGCUAUCAAUGCUUAAACAUGGAUCUAUUGGUAUGGCGGAGAACAGUUUUAACAGCAGAAGAGGUUGGUUUACCAAACCCUUGUCCGAGGUACAGUUUAGAGAGAGCAUCUAUGUCGAUUCUAUAUCCCUAAUACAUAUGCCAUUUCUGCCAAGAAGACAUUUGUCAUUUUUUUUUUCAUUUUCUUGUAUACUUUAGACAGACAGAACUGUCACUCUUGUGCUCAGUUUUGCCCCUAGAAAGUGCAGGCAGUGCCUGAGUUACAAACAUCAGAGCACAAAUGAUUCAUAGUUAAGAUAACAGAUAGAGAGAGAAAUCUACUCUUCAGAAGGAAAAUUCACUCCUGGAAGAGUUUUCAUGGGGAAAAGGUGUCUCAAUUGAAGCUUUACCACCAAUCCUUGUUUCCACAACAAACCAAAUUUUUCAAAAUCCAAUUAUCACAGGGACAAAAAGUGAGGCGAAAUAUUCCGAACAAGGGCACAGACAGCAAAGCAAACACCACAGGGAUGUUAACCUUUUCCUAUGCUAUCAAAAGCUAAAAGAGAUAUAUAUAUUUGGCUGGAAUUAGUCUUAAAAUAUAUCUGUUCUAACUUAUAUACAAAUUCAGCUUUAAAAUAAACCUACAGAACCUAUCUUGUUCAUAACUUGGGGCUUCCUGUACUGAAGGUGUGCAAUAUGCUCUACCCAUCUGCAGUCUAACAAUGAAUUUUGAGGCAAGGCUGUGAAUGUAUUGGUUAGGAUUCAAAACACUGUUUUAUGCACAAGGCUUUCUUUUGGGAAGGGGGGGCUUAUUUACUUUUGUGUCUUCUAAAAGCUCUCCAGUCAAAAUGCAGUGAAUGGCUGGGAAUAUUCCUUCCCUUUGAAGAAAGAAAGGAACUCCAUUCUCUGAGUUGUUUUGGUAUUUUUGGAACCUUAUUGGGAUAGCUAGAAGCUCUGGAAACAAAAUCCCAUGGAAUUUCCAGACUAGUAAAUAAACUCAUAAAUACUUUAGUAGUGAAAAUGUAAUUGUACUUCAGAAUGGGAAAACUGCAUGCUAUAUUUCAAUUCAAUAGUAUUUCAUAUAGUCCAAAUAAAACAAGUGAUGUUCACUAUAGUAGAAUGCGAAAUUCUUUCUUUCCAAGCUAAAGUGUUGGUGACUGAAAAAGUAGUAUAUUUAACAAAUAGAAUAAUUAGUAUUCACAAGCAGAAGGUGAACAACAACUAGUCUAGCAGAAAUGUAUAGCAGGAUUAGUCAUCUUUGCAUAUUUCCUUCCUCAGAAAAUCCUAUGAAGUUUAUAGAGUUGCCAUAGGUUGAUAGGUGAGUCAAUGUGAUUCAGUAUCCUUAAAACCAGCAGAACGAAACUGAUUUAAAUCCAACAACUUGUUUUGCUCUAUCAUGUUUUGGAUGUCUUGCCUCUCUAGCACUUCCCUUCGCUUCUCAUACCUUUCCUUUUGAUCAGGCCUUAAUAUGAGCUCUGGCCACUCCUCUUUAAAGAAGAAGAAGAAACUCGAGGAAAGGGGUGGGAAUCAGAGGAUGGAGGAGUGGUGAAAGGAAACCUGUAAAUCCUCACCUUUUGGCUGUCUCAAGUACUUGUCUGCCUCAAAGCUUAAUACGAUGCAAUUAAUGAACAGGCAGCCUCCGCCCUUCCAGCCAGCCUCCGCCCUUCCUGCCACGUCUGAAGGCAAAGGUGCUGACAGGGUGACACCUUCUUUGAAGGAAUUCUUUUUUAUGGGAGGAAAAGACAGAAAGUGUUUCGGUGGCUCUCCAUGUCAGUGUCUCCAUGUUAGCUUCCAUUGGAAACGACUAGAAACCAAAAAUGGAAAAUAAUCUCUUUAUAUCCUUGAGGACUAAUGGUUACGUUGUUCCUUUAUUGUGCAUUGGCAGCAAUUAUUUAAAAAUGUUCUAUGUACUUAAAAUGUGUUCCAAAUAUUUUCACUUUUCCUAUGAAUUAUCGAUCAAUGAUA
Anolis carolinensis (green anole) is the source of this 8620-nucleotide messenger RNA. RefSeq lists its product as uncharacterized. The record is from RefSeq and is a predicted model, not a curated record. Lineage: Eukaryota; Metazoa; Chordata; Lepidosauria; Squamata; Anolidae. The transcript has 16 exons. Bases 1249 to 2610 code for a protein of 453 amino acids.